CCAGGGGGCCGCGAUGGAGGUGGGCUCCUGCUUCAAGAACUACGAGGACUUCAAAGAGUGCUUCCAGACCUACAAGAAGGAGAACCGGCUGCAGUAUGGCUUGAAGAACUGCGUCUCGGUCCGGUUUUACAACCGGAAGAACGGGACUCACAUCCGGGAGGAUGUGACGUUCAUGCAGGUGAAGUUUGGCUGUGUUCGGUCGAGGGAAUACAGCAAGAAGAGGAAGCAACACCCACAGUUAUGCCCAGCAUAUUUCAUCCUGCAGUAUAACGAAGAGCUGGACCGGCUGGUGAUCAGCGAGCUGAACGGCAACCACAUCCACGCAGACUCGAAGGCCUCCUCAGCAUGCCGUGGUCAGCCGCCUGUGACCAGAAUGGCUGCUCAGAGGUCUGCCUGCAAAGCCCAUGGCAGCCCCCCUGCGAAACUGCGUAGGCAGCAGCCUGCAGAGGUAGAAGACAGCCAUCUGGGCAACGGGGUGAGUGUGAAGAUCAACUCGGACGGUCACGCAAGGGUGAAGGUGGAAAUGGAUUCAGAGGAACCUCCGCCUCCACCGCCCUACGUAGGCUCAGAGAUCCCAGAGGCGGAGAAGGAAAGCCCCUCCAAUUCUGCUUUGGUUCGAGUUGGUGAAGUGAUGAAAAAUUUCCUGCGGGUGGACAUGGGAUCUUUAGCCUCCAUUAGUGUGGGGAGCGACCAGGCCCUGGAGAGACUGAACUUCCAGACGAGCAAGAUGAAGAGCUUGUUUGUGAAGUUCCCAGAGAGCCUCCUGCUGCAUCCGGUGCAGAGCGAGAGGGGACACUUGCUGUACGCAUUCCUUGUGGAAAGCAAGGAUCGGGUGGGGAAGCUGGUUCACUUCGCCAUCCUGAAGGAGGACACGGCAGAGAGCGUGAGGAAAAUGCUCUCUGUUUUCAAGGAGUUCAACCCCGAGUGGCAGAAAAUCAAGGUGGUCUUUGUGGACAUGUCCUUUCUCCACCGGCCUAUUCUUCAGGAGCUCUUCCCUUCUGUACAGGUACUCCUGUCUGUGUACCACACGGUGCGUCUCCUGGAGAAGAAGCUGAAGGAGUCCCGUGCUUCCUUCUCCUUCAAGCACAACCUGAAACUGGCCUUGCGGGAAGCCGUCUUCUCCACCUCCAGCGCUAACCUGGACGCUCUGUCUCAGCAGGUCAAGCGCCUGGUAGACGCAGAGCUGUACGACUAUCUCCAGACGAACUGGUUCUCCUGCGAGAUGCUGUGGUACAUGCAUGCCAAGAAGGGCCUCCAUUCCUGUAGCACCUAUAUAGACAGCUUAGACCUCAUCACUCAGAAACUGUCCAACCUUUUCAGCACGCAGCUCUCUCUAGAGACCAGCAUCCUUCACUUUGUGGAGUACGCGGACUGCGUCAACUCUAAAGGACUGGAGCAUUUGAACCCAGGCUUCUCUAGCUUGGAGGAGGAUAGCCGCAGCGGCCUGAUGGAGGAGCUCAAGGCCACGCAGACCCGAGUCUCCGUGAGGCGCAGCUCCAGCGCCGCCUCUCAGCAGGCCUCUGUCAAAAUGGCCACCGAGUCUGCCAAGCCGCUGACCAAGUGUCCUCCGGCCAAGCCUGUGUCCACCAUGCUGGUCGCUCUGCGAGAGACCUGCACUGACCUCGCCUACCAGCUGUGUCUCAACGAGUGGGACGUCGUGCAGAAGUCCACCCAGCUGAUGAACACCGCCAAGAGCAAGACGAAGGUCCAGCUGCUGGAGGAGACGCAUCAGGUGAGCAAGGACUGCCGGAGCUGCACCUGCUACUUCCACUGCCGCUACCAGCUGCCAUGCCGCCACAUCUUGUCCGUCCUUCACGUUAACCGGCAGGUGGUGGAGGAAGAGAUGGUGUGCAAGCGCUGGCAGAAGAAGUACCAGCACCUUUCCGUUUGGGGGGAGAACCUGCCCGAGUACUCGGCGGCCUGCAAAGGCACCUUGGGGGGGGCGGCUGCGGCAGCCCUGUCCGAGGAACGGCGGGACAAAAUCCAGUCUCUCAGCAAGGAGCUCGGCAACCUCCUGCUGCAGAGUGAGGGGGAGGAGUUGGAGGAGCGGACCUCCACGCUCAAGAUGAUUGUGGACAUUUGGGCCAAGUCCUGUGAGCUGCAGGAAGAGGCGGAAGAGGAGGCGGAGGGAAAGCACCUGGGCGUUGGGAAUGUGGGGGACCUCCCUUUCCUCUGGGUGAAAAAGGAAGAGAUGGAGGAGGUGGUGGCUGAAGCAACUCCCAGCACAUUUGCAGAAGAAGCCCAGACCUUUCUGCCUCCUCCGCAAGCAGUCUAA
This is a messenger RNA of Euleptes europaea (tarantolino), 2275 nucleotides long. It is a transcript of the gene ZSWIM3, whose product is annotated as zinc finger SWIM-type containing 3. The transcript has 2 exons. The coding region runs from base 14 to 2275 and encodes 753 amino acids. Lineage: Eukaryota; Metazoa; Chordata; Lepidosauria; Squamata; Sphaerodactylidae. The record is from RefSeq and is a predicted model, not a curated record. Gene Ontology annotation, molecular function: zinc ion binding.